This is a messenger RNA of Beauveria bassiana ARSEF 2860, 1389 nucleotides long. Its product is annotated as pre-mRNA-splicing factor SLU7. Gene Ontology annotation, cellular component: spliceosomal complex. Bases 1 to 1389 code for a protein of 462 amino acids. The record is from RefSeq and is a predicted model, not a curated record. Gene Ontology annotation, biological process: mRNA splicing, via spliceosome. Gene Ontology annotation, molecular function: pre-mRNA 3'-splice site binding. The transcript has a single exon. NCBI's taxonomy places the organism in Eukaryota, Fungi, Ascomycota, Sordariomycetes, Hypocreales, Cordycipitaceae.
AUGCCUCCUCCGCCGUCCAGAAAGCCCGAGACUGGCGCUGCGAACAAGGAAGAAAAUAUCUACAUACCCUCGUUCAUCAGCAAAAAGCCCUUUUAUGCCGGCGAUGAUGACGACGAUGGAGCUGAUUACUUAAGGCAUCAGCGUCGCGAAGAAACAAAAGAAUCAACAAAAUGGUACGACCGCGGCAGAAAGGCAGGCCCAGCCGCAACUAAGUAUCGCAAAGGUGCCUGCGAGAAUUGCGGCGCCAUGACACACAAGGCAAAGGACUGUUUGAGCCGGCCACGCGCAAAGGGAGCGAAAUGGACUGGCAAGGAUAUUCAAGCCGACGAAAUCCUCCAAAACGUCAACCUCGGCUGGGACGCCAAACGAGAUCGCUGGAACGGCUAUGAUGCCAAAGAAUACAAACAUGUGGUAGAUGACUUCAACGAAAUGGACAAACUCAGGAAAAUGGCACAAAAAGGCGCUGGUGUAGAGGAUGAAGAAGACGACGGCGACAAGUAUGCGGAAGAAAACGACAUGAGCAAGCACCAGAGCACAGCUACACGACAGCUGCGUAUACGAGAAGACACCGCUAAAUACUUGCUGAAUCUGGAUCUCGAAUCCGCCAAGUACGACCCCAAGACACGAUCGCUCGUCGAUGGUGGUGCAACUGCCGAUAAAGCCGCGGAUAUGUUUGCUGAGGAAGGGUUCAUGAGGUCGUCUGGUGAUGCGGGUGAAUUCGAAAACGCUCAACGACUUGCAUGGGAGGCCCAAGAGAAAACUGGCGACACUUCCCUGCAUAUGCAAGCCAACCCAACAGCCGGAGCCUUUCUCCGCAAAAAGGAAGCUGAGGAAGAGGAGAAAAAGCGAGCCGAGAGAGAAAAGCAGCUUCAAGACAAGUAUGGUGUCGGAGAGCAGAAGCCUAUACCAAGCUCUUUGCGCAACAUGAUGAUUACGGAGUCUGAAACCUUUGUCGAAUACGACGAGACAGGAUUGAUCAAGGGCGCACCUAAAAAGAAGGCCAAAUCCAAGUACAAGGAGGACGUAUUGAUCAACAACCACACGUCGGUAUGGGGAAGUUGGUGGUCAAGCUUCAAAUGGGGUUAUGCUUGCUGUCACUCUUUUGUGAAGAACAGUUACUGCACUGGAGAAGAAGGCAAGUCAGCCUGGGAGGCCUCGGAACGGCAACGCGCAGGCGCCAAUCUCGGUAACGGUGACAUCGAAGAGACAGCGGCGGCGGACGACAAGAAGCCUGACGUCGAAGCGCAAGAAGAUAAGAAAUCCAACAAGAGGACCCGAGAAGAAAUGCUGAACGGUGUCACAGAGGAAGAGAUGGAGGAGUAUCGCCGCAAAAGAACCGUGGCGGCAGACCCCAUGUCGAAAUUCCUGGGUAAAGACGAGCUAUUAUAG